Molecule: messenger RNA, 1640 nt
Organism: Brachypodium distachyon (stiff brome)
Lineage: Eukaryota; Viridiplantae; Streptophyta; Magnoliopsida; Poales; Poaceae
Product: mitochondrial carrier protein MTM1
Exons: 7
Coding region: 16-1251 (411 amino acids)
Biological process (GO): transport
Molecular function (GO): transmembrane transporter activity
Source: RefSeq, a predicted model, not a curated record
GCCGGCGUUCACGAGAUGGGCCGACCUUUCCUGAUUGGCCACCAUUUCCACGGCUUCUCCCCUAAACCUCCGUCGGCGUCGCCAUUUCCACUCUCCCAGUCCGCCCCGAUGGUUGGAGCCGGCAAGCCGCUGGGCGACAGCGUGUUCGCUGGCCACGCGGCCGCCGGCGUCGCUGCGAUCAGCGCUUCCGCGGUCGCCGUCCAUCCCCUUGACACCGUCAAGAGCCUCCUCCAGUUGAGCGCGACGGGGUCGAAGCAGAAGAUGGGGCUCCGCCAGGUGGUGGACCGGGUCAUGUCCGUCUCUGGCCCUGCAGGUCUUUACAGUGGCCUUGGAUGGUCAGUAUUAGGUAAACUGCCAGGUUUGGGAGCACGUUUUGGAGCCUAUGAGCUUUUAACAGCCUUCUAUAAAGAUGGAAGGGAGGACAACCGUGUUUAUUACUCCGAGGCUAUGUUGGCUGGCAUAACUGCUGGUGCUGUAGAGGCGUUUCUCUGCACACCAUUUGAACUUUUCAAACUUCGGUCGCAAGUUGGUUCUGCGAUACCUUUGAAAGCUGCAAACCCUGCUAAUGUUAUACAAGAGUCAUUUCCAUUGCUUUCGAAACUGUUGCCUGGUUAUGUGCCUGAUAUCAGAGUGUGGAACAGCAGUGUCAGCCUUUUGUCCAAUCUUUCCCCAAAACAUCCUGACAUGAUGGGUGCGCUGAAACAACACCCAUGGAUGCUGACUGGCUCUGGGAAGCCCCCAUUACCCUCUGAUGUCCAGGUGCCUUCUAGAGUGAUAGCACUUGAAGGUUGGGGUGCUCUGUGGAGAGGACUUAGACCAGGGAUAGCCCGAGACUGUGUCUUUAGUGGAAUGUUCUUUUCAUCUUGGCAAUUCAUACACACGGCGAUACUUACUUGGAAGUCUGUUAGUAUGAAACCUGAACCGAGGAAUUUAGAAGAAGCAGGCCCUGUAUCCCCUAUAGCUUCUAGUCUUGCUGCAGGCUUCUCUGGAGUUCUAGCAGCUGCUGCUUCACAUACGUUUGAUACUGCCAAAAGUCGUUCGCAGUGCACUGUGAUACCUAAGUAUAUAGCAUUGGAGAGGAGGUUUCUUAAAUGGAGAGCACCGGGAAUGUGGAUAGAGCAAAUGACAGGAAUAUCGCCUGCUGAUAGGAAUGUCCUGUUCCGUGGCAUUGGGCUACGGAUGGCCCGCAGUGGAAUUGCAUCUUUUACACUUGUUGGGUCCUACUAUUUGGCCAUCGAUUACAUCUUGUAGAUGGCAUGCGGAGACACCAUUUGAUGAAAUUCAAACAUCAUGAUUACGUAUACAUCUGCUGAACAACUGGAGAAGAGAAUUGAAGGUACUUUUGGUUUUGAGGCUCCUGUUGAAGAAGCAACGAGUGCUUUUAUAUGGAAAUGAAAAUUGCUGGGGAGAACGAUGAGAGGCAACUACUGAAGUGUCCAAGAUUAAAUUCAGCAUCAGUCAAUAUUUAUGAAAUGAUAAUUUACAGCUCAGCCCGUUGUUUGAGUUUACUCUUUUUAACAUGUACUUUAUUUUUGUGGUACAUUUGGAAAUGGAAAGAAUGGAAGAUCGACUGAUGCUUCGCCAAUCCACUGUACAUAUGAUUGAUUACCUAAUUUUGAAAUAUUUGUGUUGCCAAGUUA